CGUCAAUUAAAUGACGACAGAGGAAGUUCAAGCGAUUGGUGCUAGUGGGAAAACGUGGUGUCCAGUUGAGAAAUGCCUGUGGCGGGGAAGCUUCCUCCCUUCCGCCUGCCUCCUCUGCCCACGGUUGGCGAGCUGAUAAAGUUAUAUAACCUGCGAGCUGCAAAACAGCUCUCACAGAACUUCCUGCUGGACUUGAAGCUGACAGACAAAAUUGUCCGUCAGGCAGGAAGUUUGAGGGAUGCCCACGUGUGCGAGGUUGGUCCUGGUCCUGGCGGACUGACCCGCGCCAUCCUAAAUGCCGGGGCAUCCGACCUGCUGGUGGUGGAAAAGGAUUCACGUUUCAUGCCUGGACUAGAGCUGCUAUCUGAGGCCGUUCCGGGGAAGAUGAGGAUCGUCCACGGGGACAUACUCACCUACAGAAUGGACAGAGGAUUCCCCAUAAAUAUUGCUAAACCGUGGGACGGAGAUCCUCCAAAGCUACAUAUCAUUGGCAAUCUUCCCUUCAACGUAUCAAUACCCCUAUUGAUCCGGUGGUUGGAGGACAUGGCAAACAGAACAGGACCCUUCAUCUACGGACGCACCCAGCUCACACUCACCUUCCAGAAAGAAGUGGCUGAGCGUUUGACGGCGUGCACACGCAGCGCACAGAGGAGCCGUCUGUCUGUCCUGACUCAGUACCUCUGCACGGUCCACAGCUGCUUCACCAUACCUGGAACAGCCUUCGUCCCCAAACCGAAGGUGGACGUGGGAGUUGUUCACUUCACCCCUUUGGUUCAGCCUCAGAUCCAGCAGCCCUUCAGGCUGGUCAACAAACUCGUCAGAAACAUUUUCCAGUUCCGCAGGAAGCACUGCUACAAAGGAAUCGGGAAAUUGUUCCCGGAGGCUUUCCGUGCCGAUGUGACGCAGCAGAUGAUGUGCACGGCUGAUGUGGAUCCGACCGCCCGGCCCACAGAACUCACCAUACCUCAGGUCAGGGCGCUGGCAGAUGCGUACGCUCACCUGUGCAUCCAGGACCCCAAUCUGAUUAACUACGAGUUCAGGGAGGAACUGAGAGACCAGAGACUGAAAUCCACUACGCACAGAAGAGCCCACCUCAAACAGCACCCUGUCGAGUCCUUGGCCACCCUGCUGGAAAAACCGCAGGAGAGCCAUUAACGUGUCCGUUAGCGCGCGCGCAGACAACGGACUGCUCUUAGCCUUGACAUUUCCACCCGGCGUAAAGUGCAUUUUUAAAGGCUCUCCCCCUGCACCCUGGAAGCGGUGGCAGAAAUACUGUGACAGAACUGUGGGACUAAAGGGGGCCCGGCUGGAACAGUUCCAAGAUCUCCUUCCAGAAUCAGGUUUAGACCUGAGCCUGCGGAAUUGUUUUGGAAGAACGCAGCCAGGGUGUUGGUUCCCGCCAAGCGCUCUGAGGAUCGCUACUUAAUAACCGGUUGGCUUUAUGUCCCAUAUCCAAGUCUCAGAACCUCCUGUGGGACUGAAGGACACGUUUAGGAUGGUUUUAGAUCCAGGCCGACGUGUGCUACUUUUUCCACACCAUUUACAGGCAAAGUGCUCAAAAUAUCUCAAGAAACGUGUUCACUGUUUGCUUGUUAAUGUUAAAUUUGUUUUAUUUUGACAGAUUCUACU
Thalassophryne amazonica is the source of this 1629-nucleotide messenger RNA. It is a transcript of the gene tfb1m, whose product is annotated as transcription factor B1, mitochondrial. Gene Ontology annotation, biological process: rRNA methylation; transcription initiation at mitochondrial promoter. The transcript has 8 exons. The record is from RefSeq and is a predicted model, not a curated record. Bases 73 to 1155 code for a protein of 360 amino acids. Gene Ontology annotation, cellular component: mitochondrial matrix. Lineage: Eukaryota; Metazoa; Chordata; Actinopteri; Batrachoidiformes; Batrachoididae. Gene Ontology annotation, molecular function: mitochondrial transcription factor activity; rRNA (adenine-N6,N6-)-dimethyltransferase activity.